CCAUGGGCAUCGCAAAAAUAUGGUUGCAGGAAGGGAGAGAGUGAUGAAGGAAUGCAGAGAGAUGAGGAAAAGAGAAAGGAUUUGGUCGUCAGCAUGAUGUCGGAUUUGCAUCCAACAGCGAAUAGUGAGACGGCGAAUCGUCCAGUAAUAAGCGGUUUAUCGCCGAAAGAAGGUGUUCCAGGAACACAAAUAAAGAUUCGCGGUGAAAAUCUUGGGAAAAGUCAGUCAGAUUUAUUAGCAUUGUCGAUUUGCGGUACCGACUGUCUUUUAUCAGCCAAAUGGAAAUCGUCAUCUUUAAUUAUUGCUAGAGUUGGCCAAGCUAAAAGAGGAGUUGGCGAAGUAGUGUUAGUGACAAAAUCAAUGGGUAGAAGUAUAUCUACUGUGACAUUUCGUGUUUUUUUAGUGCAGAUCGGUCCUCUUGAAGACAGUGCUGUUUGGGUUGACGAAUCUCGCUCAGUACCUGGUCGUGAAGCUGUUCGCAAUAAUAUUUCAGAAGCUGUAGAAACCUUGGAUGCGCUUGGACUUAAAAUUGAUUCGCAGAAAAAAAUGGAUCAAAACGAGUUGAUGCAUAUGUUUCCGGAUAACUCAGGUAAUCGGCGUAUGGAAAAUUUUAAUCCAAUGUGGUAUCUGUUGGAAAAUGAUCGUGAAGCCAGUUUGGUUGAUUUGCGUAACGGUCUAUCGAACUUAGAGUGCAAGAUUUCUGAAGGCAGCCAAGGUAAUGUCGAUAUACAUCGUGCAAAUCUUUAUUCAUUAAUAAAUUGCGUCGAUGCUUUGGCUGCUUUCCAUGAUUGUUUACAAAUUGAAAGGAAUACUCGAUCUUGGCCGCUUACAAAAAAUAUUCGUGAAAAGCUGGAAGAAUGUCAAAUAACUGCAGAUGCCCUUUUUCAUGAAGUUUUAAGUCGUAAGGACCGUGCGGAUGCUACCCGAAAUGCUUUAUCAGUUUUAUUGCGUUUUCGUUUUAUCUUUUUCUUAUCAAGUGCAAUUGAUCAAAAUCUUGCAAAGGGUGAAUAUUCCUCAAUUCUGAAUGAUUAUACUAGGGCUAAACACAGAAUGAUGCAAGAACUUGAUAAUAAAAUGGAAAUAUUUAAAAAAAAUAUGAAACAACAACUGAUUGAUAUACCAACAUCUUUUGAAGAUCAAAGCAAAUUGAUAAAAUAUCUAAAGGUUCUAGAACCUGAUUCAGAUCCAGCUUGGGAUUGUAUAACGGCUUAUCACUGUUGGUUAGAAGAUCUCCUAUGGCAAGUUCAGUUCAAGCAUCAUGAUAUCGUAAUGAAUGGGCAUAUUUAUGGGCGUCAAGAUUUCAUACAGGAAAUAGUGAAUUUGAUCACAGAUAAGCUACAGAUAUUCUGGAAAUUGUCACAAGUAUAUUCUUCUUCAGCAACAGUGGCUAACUUUUUCGAUCGCCAGGCUGAUAUAAAUCAAAUGCUUAUUAAUACCAUAAAUGUAUCUUCGUGGCUUAUGCUCAACGCAUUGGUACCUACAUCAUUACCUAUAGCAGUAAAAAGUCAAUAUAAAGAACAAUUCGUCGAAUGGCCAUCAAUUGCGCCAUCAGUAUUGACUAAUCAACUUUUCAAUUCGCUAAAAAUUUUGAGGCACUGUAUAAAUACAAUGUUGGAUCAUAGUUUUACAAAUGAUCAUUUACAGCCUUUGAUUGAAUUAUGCGUCACUGUUCGAUUAAAAUGUUUAUCGAAAAUCGUUGAAAAAUAUAGUCAAGGAGUUAUCGCAUUAGAAAGUAAAGAAAAUUGGAAAAUUGACUACAACCAAAAUGAACAUAGAAAAACUGUGUUGCCUAUUCUUUACGAAAAUGAGAUCAACGAUUCAUUGCCAUCUAUCAAUCAGAUUUUAUCUUCAUCAAAUUUUCCUGGUGAAUUGGAUCUUUUUUCUCGCGACUGCUUCCGUACUGUCCUUACUGAUUUGUUCACUAUGGUGAUCACUUCAUUUCGCGAUUGUAUUGAAAAUCUGCUUCAGCUAAGAAGUGAUUCGCGACGACCGUCCUCUCUCUUUGGUGACAGUAACUUAAAUAGCAAGAAAUUGCUUAUUUCAGUUUGUAAUGUUGAAUAUGUUGUCAACAAUUCUGUUCCAUCAUUAUGCAGACGGUUUACAAAUAAUGGAGUCAAAUAUGGUGAUGUUAUACUCGAACAAAGCAAAUCACGAUUACUCGCUUUCCGUCAGAACCUGAUCAAUUAUUAUAUUAAACUCAAAUGUUCUAGCUUCUUGUCGAUUGUACAAUCUUUUAAUUAUACCGAUUUACCAAAUACUGACGCUUCUGAUUAUAUUAAAGAAAUUUUGAUGAACAUAGUUUUCAUUCAGUCCGAACUUUGCAUAUUGGCUCCUCAUAUUAUGCAGCAGGUGCUGUGUUGUGUAGUUCAAUAUGCUUUUGAGCAGUUGAUGAGUCAGUUAUCAAAACUCACCUCUUUGCCGCGUAGAGAAACCACGCAAAUUGUUGUUGAUGUAUCAGCCUUUGAAGAAAGUCUUCAGAAUUUUUUCUCUCUUGAAUCAAAUUUAAUAAAAGAAUCGAAUCUUCAGAUAAUCUUUAUCUAA
Dracunculus medinensis (Guinea worm) is the source of this 2541-nucleotide messenger RNA. The record is from the annotation of a GenBank genome assembly. NCBI's taxonomy places the organism in Eukaryota, Metazoa, Nematoda, Chromadorea, Rhabditida, Dracunculidae.